UAGCAUCAUCAACAAUAUGUAGAUGUUUUAAGCUAGCCUUUUUACGACAAAACAUACCUGAGAAAACAUCUGUUCCUUUUUUCAUGAAUCAUCCCACCCCUGAUAUCUCAUCUCUCCCUCCAAACUUUAGCUUUUUCUAGGAAAUUCUUUUUCUAUUUAGGAUCGUACAGACGAUAAAGGACUAGGAAACUGACCUGAGGGGCCUUGAAAUUGCCUUCAAAGUGACAUUUAGUGAAACUUAGGAUUACGCAGAACAACGUAGACCACGCAACUGUGAAGAAAACUCCUUUACCAUUUCUUCGUGUGUGAAGCAUAUUUGUGGAUUCAAAAACAGGUUUUAUGUAGUGAAAAUGGAAUUGUUUAAACAAUGGCUUUCAAAAUUAAAUCAAAAAAUGAAGAGAGAAGAUAACAGACUGGAUGGUAGUAUGAUUGAUGACAAUGGAAAUUCUCUGCAAAACAAAUCAAGAUCAUCAGAACCAAAUUUAAAAAAUUGCUGCGAUGGAAACAAAUUUUUUCGAUGUUACCCAAAUAAAGCCUGUCAGAAUAAGGUAGAUAAUAAAGACGAAAUGUUUAGAAGUAACUACUUAGAUUGUAACUGUCACAACUGUAUGAUUCUUCCGUCCAUCACCGAAUGCCAAGUUUGUUUGGGACCUUUUCAGGGUCGAAAUGUGAAAUCUUGCAUAACUUGUGGCAAUUUAAUGUGCAAUGAAUGCGUAAAAAAAAUUAAAUUUUGCGCAUUUUGUCGUAGCGAGCGUCCUUUUCAAAAUAAUAAAGCCAUUGAACGAUUGUUCAAUGAAUUGAGUCUUCCGUGUAAAAAUAUGAGAAACGGUUGCAAUAUUUUUCUUCACAGCGAUGAAAAACAAGACCAUGAACAAAAAUGUGCUUACAGUCAGCUGCAAUGUCCAAUGAGUACAAUGAAAAAAUGCAGUUGGCAUGGAUUAACGCUUGACGUAUUUGAACAUCUGAAAACAGCCCAUCAAGUUGUGCCUCUUAAUGGUUCUGGCGUGACUAUUGAAUUAACAGAUUUUUGGAAAAAGAUGGUUUUUGCUGAAGGAAAAUACAGCGUCUUCUUGAACUGCUAUUACCAACUAUUUUUGCUAAAAGUCGAUUUUUCUAAUGGGAAAAUACAGAUGAUUGUAUCACGCGUUAAUCAUUUUACGGCUACAGACGAAAAACAACAAUCAAAUGCCUAUGAAGUUGAAGUGAAAGUUAUUAGUUCUAAUGAUAAAUCACAUUUGCACAAAACAUAUUUAUUUAAACAUAAUAAACACACUGAUAAUAUUAUCAUUGAUUGUGCUGCUUUAUUAGCUCAGGAUAUUCUUGAUUCGGCUAAGAUUGAAAUUGUAGUAAACAAAAAUAAUUCUUGAUGUUUUUUCAAGUCAACGUAUAUUAUUAUGAAUCAUGCUCAUUCAUCAAUUAGAUAAAGGUUAAAGAAUUUAGAUUGAAUUUUAUACUAUUUAGAUCAAGUUUAUUUUAUUAUAUUAUAAUUCAUUGGUAUUUUUAAUUCUUCUUCAUUGACUUGAAAUAGCCGUCACUAAUAUUUUAAAUAAUUCGUAUUUACUAUAAUUUAUGAUUGUCGUAUAAGAUUUUAUAUCAAAUUAUUCGCCUAAUUACUACAAUAUUUUCUUUCAAUCUAUCAUACUACUGUUAAAAAGUAUUAUUAUCCAUAAAUAACGGAUAUUGCUUGCUAUAAAUAAAUUUAUAAAA
Chelonus insularis is the source of this 1707-nucleotide messenger RNA. Its product is annotated as E3 ubiquitin-protein ligase siah2-like. NCBI's taxonomy places the organism in Eukaryota, Metazoa, Arthropoda, Insecta, Hymenoptera, Braconidae. Gene Ontology annotation, molecular function: ubiquitin protein ligase activity; zinc ion binding; ubiquitin conjugating enzyme binding. The coding region runs from base 351 to 1367 and encodes 338 amino acids. The transcript has 4 exons. Gene Ontology annotation, biological process: proteasome-mediated ubiquitin-dependent protein catabolic process; multicellular organism development. The record is from RefSeq and is a predicted model, not a curated record. Gene Ontology annotation, cellular component: cytoplasm.